AUUAGGUGCUACAGAAACAUGCAGCAUAUAUAACAUUAAGACGUGACUCGGCUUGACGCAGGCUUCAUGCGACGCUCGCUUCUCCUCGACGUUGCGCUCUGCUUGUUCGUAGUCGCGUUCGGGCCGUCGUCUGUACAAUGUCAGCAAGCGCCAUUGCUGCCGGUGCUGACGCAGACAUGGGUCGUGAACGAGACGAUUGUGAACUUCUACAAUCCUGCCAACCGCACCCAGCGCGGUGGCGCGGUGCCUAAGGACGCGGCGCGGUAUGCCAUCCUGGUCAAUGACACGAUGCCGGGGCCCAAGCUGGACGUGGUGGUUGGGCAACAGGUCAACAUCACAGUGCUAAAUCGCCUCAGCAGCGACAGCGUGGCAAUCCAUUGGCACGGCAUUCGCCAGACCAACACGCCCUGGUCUGAUGGGGCGGACUACGUGUCGAUUUGCCCGGCGGACGCCAUCAUUGGCUCCACCUCCUACGUCUUCACGUUUGAUGAGCCGGGCACCUACUUCUGGCACAGCCACAUCGGCAUGCAAAUGGACCAGGGCCUGGUGGGGCCCAUCGUGGUGCGAGAUCCCAACGACCCCCACAUGCACUGGUAUGAUGCAGAGUUCCCGGAGCCGCUGAUGAUCCAGGAAUGGUACUGGGACCCAGUGGGAAUGCUCAAGGCGCCCCACUACCACAACUUCAACACGCUCGAGGCGGCGCUGGUGAACGGCCGCUGCGCCAGCUGCCUGGCGGACGCCUCCGCGCCGCCCAGCAACACCACCACGCCCGGGGCCACCGGGCCCAACAGCUACACCUACUACCCGCCCGUGUACAGUGUGCAGGCGGGGCUGUGCUACCGCCUGCGCCUCAUCAAUGCCAACGGCGACUUCCCGGGCUGGCAAGUGGCUCUGAUGGGCCACAACCUCACGCUCAUUGCCAUGGAUGCGCGCAACCUGCAGCCGGUGCAGGCCGGCUCACUGGUGACGUACGGCGGCAACCGGGCCGAUUUGGUGUUCUGUGCGGACCAGGCGGCAGGCGACUACGCGCUCAGCUUCGGCUCGGUGCAGCAGCGCACGCCCGACUGCCCCUGGUACCCCAACGGCUGCCGCUACCAGGCGCGCGUGAUCAUCAGGUACGGCGGCCGCGACAACGCCACCAAGUCGGCCGUGAACCGCACGCAGCUGGCGGGGCUGCCGUACGUGGAGGUGCUGGAUCCCAUGCGCCGCACAAGUGACUUCGUGCCGCUGGCGCCGCAGCCCGCGCCGCAGCCCACGCGCAGCAUGCGCGUCAAGCUUGGGUUCCUGGCUCAGAGCGGACCUUCUGGCACACUGGCCUUCGCGGCGCCUGUCAAACGCGCCUACGUCAUGCCCAGUUACCCCGUCCUCUUCGCCGGCGGAACGGACGCGCUUCCGCCCACCACCUUCACCAUCCCACAGCCCUCGCCCCCGCCGCCGCCGCUGGGCGGAACAAUCUUCCCCUCGCCGCCACUGCCGCCGCAGCCGCCGCAGCCGGCGGUAGGCACGCCGGCGGCGCAGCCGCUGCCGUGCGGCAUGGACCCUGACACACACACCGUGACGGUGACGUCGACGUCGGAGGUGCUGGAGGUCAUCUUUGACAACCUGUCCGACAACCCCCACAACAUGCACAUGCACGGGGGUGGCUUCUACGUGCUGGGCACGGGUGUGGUCGCGGAGAGCGGCUGGCUGGGCGACAUCGCCAACCAGACCCUGUGCCCACCCGAGCUGGCGGAGCACGCAGACCCGGGGUGGCAGGCCAAGGACGCGGUGUCCUAUCAGCGCUUCUGGGGCUGCACCUUCAGCAACAGCUCUGCCGACCGCGCCAGUAAGCUGGCGAGCGCAACGCCCUACGUCAGUGACAUGGUCAUCGUGCCGCCGCGCGGCUGGGCGGUGAUGCGCAUCGCGAACUGGCACUCCGGGGUGUGGCCGCUGCACUGCCACACCAACCAUCACGGGAUGCGCGGCAUGUCCAUGCUGCUUAACGUGCUGCCGGCGCAGCGGCCGCCGCUGCCCACCUGGGUGGACCCCUUCUGCGGGCCCUGCUCCGCCCACGCGUCGCUAGGCACGCUGGCGCCGUUUCUGAACCUGUCCAGUAGCGUACAGGAGGACCGCAGCCAUGACAGCCACGGCGGCGGCGCGGCGGAGGGCAGCGUUCUUGGGAUGUCCGUAGCCCUGGUGGUGGCACUAGCAGCGCUCCUGGGCGUGAGCAUCGCUUUGGUGCGGGCGCGGCGGCGGCUGCGGGCGGCGCAGGCGCAGGCGCAGGCGCAGCUGGGGUGGGGGCAGGACGGGGCACUGGGGCUGGGGGCAAUGGCUGGGAAAGGAGAGGGCGUGACGCCGGGGGCGGGGUCGCUGCUUCUGGCGCCUGAAGGCCAAGGCAGUGAGCGCAGUGCACCUGUAUGAUCAAGAUGUGAGUGCGGUUGGUGUGACUUGGCUUGCAUAUGCCGCUGC
Molecule: messenger RNA, 2448 nt
Organism: Chlamydomonas reinhardtii
Lineage: Eukaryota; Viridiplantae; Chlorophyta; Chlorophyceae; Chlamydomonadales; Chlamydomonadaceae
Exons: 14
Coding region: 67-2400 (777 amino acids)
Molecular function (GO): copper ion binding; oxidoreductase activity
Source: RefSeq, a predicted model, not a curated record